Messenger RNA from Periophthalmus magnuspinnatus, 4347 nucleotides. It is a transcript of the gene serpine2, whose product is annotated as serpin peptidase inhibitor, clade E (nexin, plasminogen activator inhibitor type 1), member 2. The coding region runs from base 178 to 1371 and encodes 397 amino acids. Gene Ontology annotation, molecular function: serine-type endopeptidase inhibitor activity. The transcript is spliced from 9 exons. Gene Ontology annotation, biological process: negative regulation of endopeptidase activity; negative regulation of plasminogen activation. Lineage: Eukaryota; Metazoa; Chordata; Actinopteri; Gobiiformes; Gobiidae. The record is from RefSeq and is a predicted model, not a curated record.
GGAGAAGGCGGAGUUCAUUUCAAUAAAGUCCAAAACCUCCUCUUUUCAGCCAGUGGCUGUUUGCAACAAGUUGGGAGCUGUGUGGAUUUUAUGUAGAGGACUUAUGAACUGCGCAUUUGGAUAACCGGAAGAUUUACAAGGAUAAAACAUUGCACUAUCGGAGAAGUUCCGGUUAAAAUGAAGAGUGUGUCUCUAUUGUGGCUAUGUGCAGCUGUGGCCUUGUUUGGCCUUGACACUGUGCUGUCCCAGGCCCCUUCCUAUGGAGAGCGAGGGUCAGAUUUGGGCAUUCAAGUGUUCCAGCAGGUCGCCCGCUCCAAGCCUUUGGACAACGUGGUGCUGUCUCCCCAUGGGGUGGCCUCCAUCCUGGGAAUGCUGCUCAGUGGAACCCAUGGAGACACAAGGAAACAGAUUGUCAAUGCUCUGCGCUAUAAGAAAAACGGACCUUAUAAGAUGUUGAGGAAACUCCACAAAACUUUGACAGCAAAGUCGAACCUGGACGCUGUGGUCAUCGCCAACGCCAUCUUCACACAGGAGGGAUUUCCGCUGGAGGAAGAGUUUAUGGAGACCAACAGACUCAAUUUCCAGACUCUGACCAGCAGCCUGGACUUCACCAACCCCCAGGGAGCAGCAGACCACAUCAAUGAAUGGGUCAACAACAACACACAAGGCCACAUCCCAACUCUGAUCAAAGCAGACAUGCUGGACUCUGCUCUGACCCGACUGAUAGUGGUCAACUCCAUCUUCUUCAAAGGACUGUGGAAAACCCGCUUUCAACCAGAAAACACCAAAAUGAGGCCAUUCCACGGAGGCAAUGGGAAUCUCUAUAAAGUUCCAAUGAUGUCCCAACUUUCUGUUUUCAAUAUGGCUGCAGCCAGCACACCUCAAGGCCUGAAGUAUAAGGUGAUAGAGCUGCCGUACCAUGGAGCCUUGGUUAGCAUGCUGAUCAUCCUGCCAAGUGAAGAGGACACACCCCUCUCCCAGGUCCUGCCCCACAUCAGCACUGCCACUGUCCAAAGCUGGGACAAACUCAUGCACACCAGGAAGUUUCGCCUCCUCAUUCCCAGAUUCACAGCUCAAGCGGAAGUGGACCUGGAAUCUGCUCUCACAGCGCUUGGGAUCAGAGACAUGUUUAGUCAGGAAAAGGCUGACUUCAGACAUACAAGUUCUGAACCAUUGUUUGUGUCUAAAGCGCUCCAGAAAGCCAAAGUUAUUGUAAAUGAAGAUGGGACAAAAGCAUCAGCAGCAACUAUGGCCAUAUUGCUUGCUCGAUCCUCUCCUCCAUGGGUCACUGUGGACAGACCUUUCCUCUUCCUCAUUCGUCAUAACCCAACAGGUACAAUCCUCUUUAUGGGUCAGAUCAACCAGCCUUGAGUUGCACCUUUAAAAGCUUUUGCCAGGGCACUGCCAAGAUGACACCGAUGUUAGUGGAUAGAGUUAUGCACAAUGUAUAUUCUUUAUUUUAAGUACUGCUCUUUUUGUCGUGUUUUCUGCAUGAGAAGCAUUGAAAAUGUUUCGCCAACUAAAGGGCUCAGCUUUUUUUUAUUGUUACUUCUCAUUUGUGUAACUUUUUUUUUUUUUUAUUUUUUUUUUUACAUAUUUUGAAUGUCUAGUGCGUAUUUUUGAAAAGUCAAGCACGAUAAGCAGUUUCUUUAUCAUUUUUUGGUUCAGAAAAAAAAGGCCCAUCACUCCAGUUUCUGAGGUUCUUCUGAGUUUAAUGUGUCAAGUUUUUAAACUUUUUUUCAUAUAAAUACACAAGACAUUGUCUUGUAUUUUUUCUUAAUAUAACAGUGUUAUUAUGUAUUCUUAUCAAGAGUACUUGAAUUUCUUUUAUUCUACUAAUGUAUGUCUUUGUUUUGACAAAAGACAUACAGCAUUUUGACAAAAAGAUAUAACAGCACAAAGAUGUUGAUUUUAGAAUAAUGAUCCAGGUUUUAAGUUUAAAGGACCAGGUUGGGUUUGAUCUAUGUAAAGUCAUAUGGCUGACUGUAAAUCAUUGCACAGCAGAGGUUGCAGUUCCAUAAACACUCAAAAUGUGAUUAUUAUCAUCUUUUUGGAAUUAUAAGACUUAAAAUUGCAUGUAAACAGCAAAGACAUCUGAUUUCUUUCUGAUCAUGAUCGCUCUGAUUACUCGCACCAGAGGUCCAAAAAUCUGAUGAUAAGAUAUGCAUGUAACUGCCGCCAAUGAGUAGUUAAAUAACUCCUAAGGCAUAUGUCUGCCUUAUGUUUAUUCUCCUCUUAUUUGAAAAGUUUACUCAGCGUCAAAUAGUUUAUUAGCUUGCAGUAGCAUUCAUAUUUGAGCCCAAUUUAUGGUAAACAACUGAAAUGUGUGAAAAUUUAGUGUGUUUUAGUUUCAUAUUACAAGUUUUUUACUGGCUAUGUUACAUCCAAUCACUUACAUUCUAACAGUAGCAACACAACAAAACAUACAGCUCGUAAGGAAGCUCUGGUUAAUUUAUUUCUAAUAAUUUAUAUCUUCAACAACGGCCAUGAUUUAUCAAACAGAUCUGAAGUAUAGAGAGAAUUAGUAGUAUAGGCCUACACUGUACAUUCAGUUUUCACAGACUGUACUUCAUGAUCUGCUUUAUAUAUAAGCUUUACAUGAUAAUAUAAGUGUCAGGUUUUUUUUAAACAUUUACUACACAAAGGGUUACACUGACAAAAACAGAGAAAAGGUGAAAAAUGUCGCCCUGAGUAAAAGUCAUGGUUUAGUUCCUAGUUUAUUGAAGUUUGGCGCUGAUUUAGUCCUGGUUUAGUCUUUAGUCCUGAUUUAGUGCUAGUUCGGUCAAAUUCAGACCAGGAAGAUCUGUGUCAAGUCUGUUUUAGUAUUUUUCAGACUUGGGUAUUGAAAAACAGAAGUAAUUAUUACAGGUAUUUUACAAGAAAUAUAUUACACUGUCUGAUCCAUAUUCAUCAAAUAUCAAAUUUCACUUCUGAACUUGUGAAUCUUUUAUGACAAAUUAAUCAUAACAUAAUCUUAACUAAUUAUAACAAAUGGAUUUCAAGCGCAUUAUGUAACCUUUUCUGGAGGACAGUGCACAUGUUUGCCUCCCUGUAAAUGUUAUUGCUUUGCCUGGAAUGUUCCACAAUAUGGCAUUAAACUAUCUAUCUCUAGGGAAACAAGUAGGUGACGCCACCAAGCAGAGUUCCAGGUCAAAUCUUUGGAGAGGCGAGCCGACUCAAGAAUGCAUAUUUUUGAAGCCAUUUUUUUGCAAUAAAAACACCUUUAAUUAAUGAAUGCAAGAGGGAUUCAUUUAAUUGUCUUACUCCACACAGAGCUCUCCAAAGAGACUAGCAAGUGGCAUGCUCCCCACCAGAAAAGUUACAUAGUGCACCUUUAAACUAAACCUGAAUUUUCUGUAUGGAAUAGGUGCUCCCAACAUCCACAACUGAUCUAACAGGCUCAGUAUAACCCUAUGUAGAAGGGUUUCAAGUAUUGCAAAAUUAGGACCAUACUGAUUAACAAUUUAAAACAUUUGAUCUUUUGAAUAGUCAAAAGUUCUAAAAAUUACAUCUAUAACAGGAAAACGUGACAAAAACCCAUUAAUUAAUCUGGCGAAUACACUAACCCAAAAGGUGAAGGUUGGCUUUUAUUAAUACAUGAAAUAGAUGAAAUAGUGUCUGUUCUCACACUCCCACAUCCCGAGACCUCUUUAAAUACUAAUUACAAGUACUUACAAGACAACUCUGGGCUGACAAUUUUAAUAGUAGUUUAGUGCAAAAAUCUAAAAUUUCAGCAUUCAUUCAGUUACAUUUUAAACAAUCACUUGGAUUUUUUAGAAAGUUUACUUUGGAAAUGUGACUGUUUAUAAUUAUUUUACAUUGACUUGAACAAUGCUGUUUUCAUGCAGCACAUAUUUACAGAACAUUAUAAAAGCUGACCAUUCUUUAAAAAAUAAUAAGAGUGAACCCAGUUUCUCAAAUAUACUGGUACAAAGCAAUUACUGACCACAUUAUGUUUAAUACCAACUGACACAGGUAGCGAGUAUUAAAAAAAGUAUAUAUUGCGUUUUCGGGCACUUAGUUUAUAUAUUUUAGUCCAUUAUUCAUUAAAGAGUCUGUACCUGAUGUAUCUGAGCAAAAUUUGUCUUGCCCCAGUACAGCUAUAUUCUAGAAGCAGCUCUUGAGAUAAAAAUAUAACCACAGCAUGCUGUCAGCUUUACCAUGACGGCUCUGCAACUCCGCUCUGGUCUACUGAAAAGUGCAUACAAACUCACUGAGAGAAUAAUUAGUAUGCUCAGAAUGUAUAAGGUAAAUGAGGAAUAGCUUUGGACCAAUGUCAAUCAUUUGAAAUGAACUAGUUCUGUAUUUCAUGUUGUUAAAAGAAUAAAAAAUGGGUAUGUGUCAGCU